AUGGCGGUGGAUAAUGGCUCCUUCUCCGUCGGUUCCAGUGGUUGUUUGAUCUUCCACAUUUCUCAGAGAGUGAAGAGUGUGAAUAUGGAAUGGGACCACAGCCCACAGAUGCUGAUACUGAUGCGUCAUCGGUCCGCAAGAAGCAUCCAAAAUCGGAAAACCUGCACGUUCAUGCAGUACGGACUACACCCCGAAACAGAAAACCUCCAAAUUUCGUCUCAUUUCCUCUUUGCUCAAGGAAGCGAAUUCUCUUGCACCCUCCUGCAUUUCUUCUUCCCGGGAGUAGCGAAACCGAUCCUCCAAAUUUGUGAAACGCAGAAGCUUUGCUUGACUGGUCUUCUUACAGUAAUGGAUGAUGAAAUUUCACUCCAGGAGGACGCCAUUGUUGAGAGCAGAGAAGCUGUAAUGGUGUCGCCUGUUGGCAACUCCAUUCCAACUUCAAGAUUGAGCCAUUUCCUCAAACCCAGAAAUCUCUCCACCUCUUCCAUUGAAGGGCAGGUUCAUCUCAAGCACCCAUUACUGUUCCCUUCCUCUGCACCACUGUUCUGCCACGGUAAGAAGUGGCCGCUGCAAGUGGGCUUCAUGGGCUGGCAGAAUCCGAACCCUAAGUGGAAAUCAUGGGUCGACCACUUGUCCCCGUCUUACCAAUCCGUGUGGAGGGAAGCUGGCAUCUACGAAGCAAUCUUGGGUUCCACUUGCAGCUUCCGUAAGGACGACGGCUUGAUCAUGGCAAUGGCGGAGAAAUGGUGUCCGGAGACUAACACGUUUGUUUUCCCCUGGGGCGAGGCCACGGUGACGCUUGAGGAUGCAAUGAUUCUGGGAGGCCUCCCUGUUUCGGGUCACCCAUUUUUCGCAUGCGAUUGUGAUGGUCGAGAAUUGAAGCAGAUUGAGAAGAAAUUGGUGGAGGUUGCAGGUCGAAUACAGAGGAGGAGCACUACCGAUGAGGAUUUCCAGAAUGAAUGGAUGAGAGUGUUUAUGUGCAGCGGGAUCGAAAUCGAGCACGAAGCUUUUCUCUCGCUGUGGCUGGAGAGGUUCGUUCUCAAUGAUUCCGAGGGUUCUCCCAAAGCUUCAGUUUUCCCUAUUGCUUUACAUUUAGCCAGGGCGAAACCUGUGGGGCUUGCUUCAGCAGUUCUGGCAAACAUUUAUAGGGAUAUGAGCCUGUUGAAAGCAACGAUAGUGUCUGCUUCACAGAUGGAGACAUCUGAACCUGAUGCCGAGGUAAUGGCGGUCAACCUUUGGUCUUCACUUCAUUUGGUCCAGCUGUGGGCUUGGGAGAGAUUUCCUAAGCUCCGCCCAACACCCAAUCCCAUCCAAAAAGAUGAACCCAGGUCAUUUAUGUGGGACAAUUUGAGAAGCAGGAGAGUUAGGGAUUUGAGGUUGGCUUUGGACUCAGCAGGGGAUACUUUCAGCUGGAGGCCUUAUGCUGUUUCACUCAAUGGUUGGCAGUUUCCAGAUUUCUACAGGGGAAAUGGAGAAUGGUUGGACAUGGAGUCUAAUGAGAGCUUGCUGCCCUACUCUUUAUGUCUGAGGGUAUCUGAGCUGGUGGGUCAAGGUUGUGUGGAGCAGUAUUUGCCACAUCGUGUUGCCAUGCAGUUUGGGAUGGAUCAAGACCUUCCUCACAAUGUUGAUCCAUCAAAUGAGUGCCCUGAAUGGUUAUUUGAGCCUGAUGUUACUGUUGGGUACUUGAACUGGUGGAGAGAGCCGAUGUUGUCAUCAGAAGGCUUGCUUAAGGAUGCGCCAAUUGCAAAUGGUCUUGCACGACGAAGAAGAACUCCAAGUAAGAGAAGAAAGCUUGCUCAUUUAUAUUCAUCAGGUGAUCUGGAAGCUAAUAUUACUCCACAGGUAGCACAAGGUGUACUUUUUCCUUCUGGUCUUCUUACCAUGUCACGAGAAGUAAAAGUUGAAAAAGUUGAUGAUGAUAAUCUUUUAUCAUCUGCUAAAGAAAGCCAGAUAGUCCUACGUAAACUUGUGGAAGUGAAAGCAGAAACUAACUAUGAUGACUUCGAUUAUCAUUCACUUGGUGUUUCACGUGCAAAAGAAAGCCUUACUUCACAUAGAGAGGAGUUGUUGCUGGCUACACCAGUAAAACAUGCUUCUGCCAUGGUGUCUUCUGCAGAAAGAGCAAGUUCUUCCGAAGAUUCAAUGGAGACCAAGCCUGUGAUUCCAGCUGAUCAUUUGAGGCACCUAGAGAAGAUUGGAGGAGAUAUAUGUGGGGAUAAAUCAAGGAGCAUAACAGAACUAGCAGUACUUGACCGGCUUGCAGAACUUGAGAGAGCUCUUGCUGAGUUGAAGGCAACACAAUGCAUCGUCAAGGUUGAAAGAGACUAG
Messenger RNA from Linum tenue, 2328 nucleotides. Lineage: Eukaryota; Viridiplantae; Streptophyta; Magnoliopsida; Malpighiales; Linaceae. The record is from the annotation of a GenBank genome assembly.